GUUUAGAUCACACACACUGUAGCUCAUGAGUGAAGACAGCAGUGAGGAGGAGGGAAGGCUAGUGCAACCGCUUAGGAGGAUCACACGGAGAACCGCUCUUAGUCAACCAAUCACUUUCCAAGAGUUAGCUCCUGGGGAGGAAAGGAGAUUACGAAGGGAAGCAAGGGAGAGGGUAGCAGCGAGGAGGAUUAGGGACGCAGCAGCCAGCUCAGCGGCUGUGAUGGCUACUGGCGCCUCUACGUCAAAAACCUCUUCCCUGUCUUCUUCGCCAGGAGAAGGGCAGGGUGGAUCGGGUGUAGUUAGUCAAUUUGAUGGUUUGCAAGUCAGCCAACAGAGUCCAUUCACACCGGAGGAUUUAGAAAUCCGACAGGCAGAAGAACUUCAGGAUGAGCUGCAGCGGCAGUUCGACGAAGCAGCGGCAGUUCGACUAGGAAGUAGAGUGCAGGAGCUAGGCAGACUGGAAGGGCUAGAUGAGGCGGCAUUAGACCCUGUUGUCGGCGUGCUGCGUAGUGCUUUACUAUCAGUGGCAGAAGCGCAGAAUGUCCAACAGGAAUUGCUGAACGAACUGGUGGCAGGCUAGAAACAAAUCCUGGCUGAAUUU
Messenger RNA from Chara braunii, 601 nucleotides. NCBI's taxonomy places the organism in Eukaryota, Viridiplantae, Streptophyta, Charophyceae, Charales, Characeae. The record is from the annotation of a GenBank genome assembly.